CCACCGAAACCGAUGUAGCAAGAAAGCCUGGGGGGGUCAUGUGAUGAUUAUAAUUCAGAGUAUUAUUACAGGUGAAAACACAUGUAUUUGUGUCAUCUUGUGUUGAUAAGAGGUGUGAUUGUAGUCCAACUGAGACACAGUCCGAUGAGAUGGUAUGGUUCCAAGAUCAUGGAAGGCUAAGAGUGAUCGAUGACAAAAUGGCGGAGGCCGACUCGUAUCAUGCUGAAAUCUGAAGAUGGCGUGCUGAGCCCGAAGGUGUCGGAUUGUUGAUUUGCCACUGUACCAUUCGAAGUUGGAAGAAGAGACAGCCAACAUGGACUGUAUACAGAGGGAAGCUCUACAAGAACUCCACUUGAAAUUGAUGGAUGAUCUCGAUCCCUGGGAAAUAAUGAUAGACUUCUUGUUUCAGAGGAAGUGUUUAAAUUCGGCGAAUGUCGAUAGGCUCGAAAGUAUUCGAGAUAAAAGAACAUGCCGACGAUACUUCCUUGAACUAGUUCCCAAGAAGUGUUCAUUUUCAACAUUUAUUGAAGGUCUGAUGUACAAAGAGUAUCAUACACAUUUAGCGGAACUGAUUAAAACGAAGGUCCUUGACAUACACAGCAGAACAAAGUCCGGUGACACCAACGAAGACGAGUCUUUGCUUCUUGACGGAAGAGUUGCGCGCGGACGUAAGAGAAGACAGCUAGAUAAAGUGACCAAUAGAAAGAGAUUACGGGAUGAGCCGCAAGAUCAUAAUAUUGAGAACACCGAGGCCGUAAAAACGGUUUUCCUUGAACAAGCCCCAGAAGGUGAACUUGAAGGAAGAGGCAUCGAACAAGCUGGCCUUGAACGUGUAUCAGAUAAAUGUUUACUCUGUCCAAUGUGCAAAAAACCAAAUCGUAUCAACAUUGUUGACAAUGAAAAGAAGAGGAUAGUUCGAAUACAGCAUCAUCUUAAAGUGUUGUCCCACGAUGGUGCAGUUGGGAAGUUUGAUAGAUUCAUCAAAGCAAUGUCCAAACGACAUAAAAAGAACCCUGAUAUCAAAUUUGCUCUUCUGGAUGCGAUAGUCGGUCGGAAAAAGGUGUCAAACAGAAUAGUUCCCGACGAAGACGUGUUCCUUAAAAUGGAAAAGACAAUUCCAUAUACCACUAACCCUUUAGCAGCCAGCAUGCUUUACCUAUCAAGAAAGGGGUCGGCUAUUGCCACUAGGAAGCCUAUAGAGGAUGGGUUAAAAGAGUUAAACGUCGCAAAGUCCCAUUCCGAGUUUAUCCAACCAUGUAAAGACACUGGGAUGGUGUUAUAUAUAGAGGUCAACCUUCUCAUGCAGCUGUUUGAAAAGACUCCAACUCCGGACCUGAAAAUGAAAAUAAUUAGAAGACUCGAUGAAGCCAUCAAUGUCCACUUCGCUGAGGAAGUGCCGGAGGUGCGAGAGGACUAUACGAGGAUGUUGUAUCUCAAAAUGGUUUUCUGUUACCUUGGAAUCCGCGUGGAUGCUGGGACAAUAACGGAUUACACACCAAGCGUGGAAGAUAUUCAGAAUGCCGAAUCUUGCCUUACUUUGAUUGACAGACUCCCGGCGUUGUUGGACAAAAGAAGACUGAUGUUCUACCACGUGGCAAAGUCCGUGUUGUUCAAAUAUAGGGGCGUCCUUGACCUUGCGCUGGACCACGUGAACGCUGCAGUAGUCAAAGCAAACGAGGGACAGUUUGAGAAGGAACACUCGUGCAUCAAACACCUUGCUGACAAUGUCAGAGAGUUUAUCCGGGACAGUGGGGUGAAGCAGGAUGAACGAGGGGAAGCCUUGCUGCGGGAGCUCGAGGAGGACGUCCAGGAAGAGGAGGUGCGAGAGAUGUCCUCAGAUGAGGAUGACAUAAUGUUACCUUCUUGAUACAUAAGGGUGGUGGGGUAGCCUAGUGGUUAGAGCGUUCGCUCGUCACGCCCAAGAACCGGGUUCAAUUCCCCACAUGGGUACAAUAUGUGAAGCCAAUUUCUUGUGUCCCCUGGCGAAAUAACACUGAAAACGGCGUAAAAAUAAUUAAACUCUCUCCUAAGAAGGGACUCUGAAAGAAACGUGCAUUUAGAAACCUGUUCCUAUUCUCUUGUAAUCCAUUUUGGCAUCCAUAAUGAUGAUCAAGUUAUGAUUCCAACUGGUUGGAGUCAGCUCUCUAUAUUGUGGUCGAUAUUUUUAACUCUGAAGCAUUUGAAGCGCUGUAUAUAAUACCACUAUUUAUAUAAUAUUGGGAGCCACACACAUGUGCAUGACAUAGCAUAAUGGAUGUGAAUGAUGUCAAAGUAAGAUGAUCUCAAAGAUGAUGAAGUUUGUUUAAUUGAUACACUUAUGUUAGUGUACUGUUUCUACAUUAUCAAAAUGUGUUACACAUAUUCAUGUUGAAAAUCAGAACAUAUUGAAAAUUGGAACAUGUUUUGAAUUGAACAUGUUCACGGGUCAAGA
Haliotis rubra (blacklip abalone) is the source of this 2431-nucleotide messenger RNA. RefSeq lists its product as uncharacterized. The coding region runs from base 314 to 1867 and encodes 517 amino acids. The record is from RefSeq and is a predicted model, not a curated record. Gene Ontology annotation, biological process: regulation of apoptotic process. Lineage: Eukaryota; Metazoa; Mollusca; Gastropoda; Lepetellida; Haliotidae. The transcript has 2 exons.